UCACAUGCGACUUUGUUGGGGGUAAAUACUGAAUUUAACUUUAAAAGUUGUAGGAUAAUGUUAUAGAAGAGGGUGAUCGAAUUCGACGAGUUGCAGUGUUGAGCAGCAAUGGUUUUACACUCUCUAUGCCUCUCUCCCUGUCCUUCCAACAACAACCUUAUUCUUCCCAACAACAACAACCUUAUCUUCAGGAACAACAACAACAACAAUAACACUUCUAAGGUAGUAAUCCUUAACCAAAACAAAUCCGACCAAAAAAGAGACUUUUCAACUUCUUCUCUAAAACCCACUUCACAAACCAGAAGAGAUUUGAUGCUGUUAGGCCUCACUUCACUAUCUCUAACAUGCCUUCCAUUGUCUGCAACUCAUGCUGGAGAAGAAGAAGACCCCAAAAUGGCUUCCUUUACAGAUGAAGUCAAUGCCUAUUCUUAUCUUUACCCUGUUGAGCUUCCUUCUAAAAAAUUUGUCUUCAAAUGGGUAGAAUCCCGAAAGCCAGAACGAUAUUCAUCAGCCGCACCACUUUCUCCUAAUGCACGGCUGCGAAUUGUGUCUGAACGUGUUGAUAUCUUUGACAACCUCAUCAUUUCCGUCACGAUAGGCCCUCCAAAUGCAAGCCUUAUAAACUUGAAGGAUAAGAGCAAAUGGACUGCAAAAGAUGUCGCUGAUUCAGUUUUAGCUGAUAAAUCUUCACUGCGAGUUACUUCAACCGAGCGCUCUGCUGAGAGUUCAGUCCUCGACGCACAUACCGAUGAAAUUGAUGGUGAACCUUAUUGGUACUAUGAAUACCUUAUCCGAAAAUCGCCUAAUACAAUGUCUGAAGAAUCAGGAAUUUACCGGCAUUAUCUAGCUUCAACAGCAGAAAGAGAUGGUUAUCUGUACUCGAUCAGCGCUUCAACCCUCAGCCCGCAAUGGAAAAAAAUGGGGCCAUUAUUUCAACAGACAGUGAGUUCGUUCCGCCUUGUCAGUCCAACGGAAAAUUAUGUUCCUCCUUUCAAAGAUCCCUGGAGAUUUUGGUGAAAACUCAAAUUUUGUUCUUAUUGUAUUCAUGUAUUAACCUUUGCGGGGUGGAAAAAAUUCAUGUAAACAUAUUAUGUUCUUUGAAGACCGAGAUUUUGAAUGACAUCUCUUAUUCAUCGAGUUAUUUCAGUAAUUUCCA
Messenger RNA from Vicia villosa (hairy vetch), 1156 nucleotides. RefSeq names its product psbP domain-containing protein 5, chloroplastic-like. Bases 109 to 1017 code for a protein of 302 amino acids. Lineage: Eukaryota; Viridiplantae; Streptophyta; Magnoliopsida; Fabales; Fabaceae. The record is from RefSeq and is a predicted model, not a curated record. The transcript is spliced from 10 exons.